AUGGAAAAUUAUAGGCAACACAAUGGAACAGCAACAAACCUAUUAAUACUCCUCAGCUUUGGGAAUCUCCAGGAAUUGAAACUUUUAAUAUUUCUCUUGGUUUUGGCAGUGUAUAUUAUAACAUUGGUAGGAAACUUUCUCAUUUUAAUAGUUGUGUCCAUGGAUAAGAAGCUUCAUACACCCAUGUACUUCUUUCUUGGCAACCUCUCUUUCCUGGAAAUAUGGUACACUGCAAACAUCACCCCCAAGAUGCUGGUGGAUUUAUUGAGGAAGGAGAAAACCAUUUAUUUGGUGGGUUGUUUUAUACAACUGUACAUUUUCUGUGCCUUAGGAACUGUCGAAUGCUUUCUUCUGUUGCUGAUGUCCUAUGAUCGCUAUCUCGCCAUCUGUAAUCCUUUGCACUAUGUCAAGUUGAUGAAUUGGAACUACUGCUUUAAGCUAACUGCUGGGACCUGGUUAUGGGGUUUUCUAUUAGCUGCUGGGUUGAACUUCAUUGUAUCCACAUCCUUAACCCUUUGUGGCCCCAAUCAAGUUGAUCAUUUCUUUUGUGACUUGACACCCUUGUUGAAACUGUCUUGUUCUGACACCCACCCAGCAGAGGUGGCCAUUUUUGUAGCAUGCUUUGCAGUAUCAUUGUUUCCUUUUCUCCUGACCAUCACAUCAUACAUAAAUAUAAUCUCAACUAUUCUCAAAAUCCCAUCUUCCUCUGGAAAGACAAAAGCCUUUUCCACUUGUAGUUCUCAUCUAAUCAUUGUAACCAUUUUCUAUGGGACUCUUGCAAUUACAUAUAUUGUCUCUGUAGGAACUCAGUCAGUGGAAUUAAACAAAAUCCUUUCCUUACUGUAUACUGUUCUGACCCCUAUGUUUAAUCCUAUUGUAUACAGUUUAAGGAACAAGGAUGUUAAAGAAGCCCUAACAAAAUUCUUGGGUAAAGUUUCAGAUUUCUCAUACUGGGCAAAAGCUUUUCAAUUAUACUGA
Heteronotia binoei (common prickly gecko) is the source of this 978-nucleotide messenger RNA. Its product is annotated as olfactory receptor 10A2-like. Gene Ontology annotation, molecular function: olfactory receptor activity; G protein-coupled receptor activity. NCBI's taxonomy places the organism in Eukaryota, Metazoa, Chordata, Lepidosauria, Squamata, Gekkonidae. Gene Ontology annotation, biological process: G protein-coupled receptor signaling pathway. The transcript has a single exon. The record is from RefSeq and is a predicted model, not a curated record. Gene Ontology annotation, cellular component: membrane. Bases 1 to 978 code for a protein of 325 amino acids.